AUGUUGAACAAAAUCUUUGUAGUAACUCCUAGAAGAGAUUAUCCAAGCGUCACAGCUACAGAUGCCCCUUUUAUAACACGCCCAGGAGACUCGGAACUUUUUUCAGAUUUGAGUGAUAAUUCCAUUGACACCUUUGGUACAUCUGGCAAGAGAAUCAAGAGUUGCAAUUCUCACACCUUAAAGAUCGAUACUCCAAGAGUUAAUGCUCCUCAUUCCCGACAAAGACCUAGAAAUGACUUGUACAUCAAAAUGGUAGUGAGUUCGAAAGUAAAGAUAUUUGUUGGUCCUGAGAAGAAGUCAUUUGAAGUACCAAAAGAUCUUCUUUCAUAUUAUUCUCCGGUCUUCGAUAGGUCUUUCAAUGGAAACUUCAUGGAAGGUCAGACCCAAAUAAUAGAACUUCCAGAAGAUACUGUGGAAGAUUUCGAGGUUCUGGUAGAGUACAUCUUCCAUCACAGUGUUGGUGACAAACUCUCCAUCUCGAAAAAUGGACGAAAUGCUGCUGAACGUUGUAUUUCCUUCCUAAAGUACGCAGAUCUGUAUGAUUUGGGAGAUAUCAGCACCCUGAUAUACUACGAACUUCGGUCAGCCUUGAUAGAAGGUGGUCCAUCGGCUUUCAAAUCCAGCUUUAUCGAAGUCGUCUUCUCACUCACAAAAGAUGGCAAUUGCUUGCGAGCGCUGAUGGCCGACGCUGCACUGUCAUUUCAAGGGGAGCAUUUGGGGAGGUUUCCAAACAGUGUCAAGAUUGGUUUCGAAAAGCAGGAAGCUGAGGUUGAGGGCUUUGGGCUGGCUAUUUAUCGCCAACUUAAAAAAGCUGGCGUUGUGUGUGUAUAUGAAUCUCCUUUCGACUCCAGAAACUACAAAGACUUUGAGUGA
This is a messenger RNA of Botrytis fragariae, 873 nucleotides long. RefSeq lists its product as uncharacterized. Gene Ontology annotation, molecular function: protein binding. The record is from RefSeq and is a predicted model, not a curated record. Bases 1 to 873 code for a protein of 290 amino acids. The transcript is spliced from 2 exons. NCBI's taxonomy places the organism in Eukaryota, Fungi, Ascomycota, Leotiomycetes, Helotiales, Sclerotiniaceae.